AUGUCCAUGGGUCACAUCAUCCAUUUCUCAUCAGAAAGCAUCGAUAAAUCAGGAGAGGAUCCUGUUGUAGCGGCACUGAGGCCUUAUACUUCUCCAGACAAAGACGAACCCAAAGAAUCAGCUGAACUAUUUCACAAGCUCUUCGGAAAUUUUUCAGGAAAUAAUCACAAACCUGAUUCAACUGAUGACGUAUCUUUACUUGAUCACUUGUAUAAUGUAGAACAUAGUUAUGAUAUUAACGAAACUCAAAGGUUAACUAUGGAUGAUAUUUUAAGUGCUGAUAUUACCAAAGAAAAUUUUUCUAAUGACACAUUAAACGGUACGGAUAAUGUGACUAUGAUAAGGCCAAGUGUGCAUGAAGAUGUGGUGACUAAGUUUUUAAGAUUAAUCGAAACUCAACAUUUGUUAGGAGAAAACUGUACAGCCGGGACACAUUUAAAUUUAGGAGAGGGUGUUGUAGAUAGAUAUGCUCAAGAAAGGUUCAGAAUAGAAGCAGAGGUAGCAGUAAACAGAGCUAAUAUGCUGACCCGAUUAUGGAAAUAUGCGGGACCAUCUGUAAUGCAUAACGAAUAUUUACUUCACGCAAGCGUUUUUUCUAUGGUCGAGUUUGACGACGAUGUAUUCGCAGCUGGAAACUGUUACGAUCAGUAUCAAUAUAAAGAUUACCAACUUUUUUGUCCCUUUGCUUACCGGCUGCCUGAAGGACCAAUAUUGGCAAAAGAUUUGGCUGUGGAAUACAAAUAUUUGAGCAAUACGUCGGAGUGGUUUUACAUCGCACGCAAAAACGCUGAACGCGUGAUCCGAAACCAUAAUCAGUUUAGACGAGGUUAUAAUACGUAUACUUACAACGACACUACGCACACUGAACGGGAGUUUGACGAGAUACUUUCAGUUACUUACGAAGACGGGAAAUGGUCCAAACCAUAUUACGAUUGCGGUGGAGGAAAUAUUUGGAUGUUAACGUACACAGUACCAUUUUUUGGAUACAACAACGGAACCUACUUUUUUAAAGGCACAAGCGGCAUCGACAUUGAUCUACGCCGCGUCGAUAUAGACCAGUGUCCAUUGAAAGCCGGAUCAACGCAGCUGAACAUCUUUGCUGGAACAGACAAGUGUAAGAAAAAAACCACAGAGUGCAUCCCUGUGCCUGGUCUGGGAUUUCGUCGGGGAUCUUAUCGCUGUGUUUGUCGACGAGGGUUCUACUUUCCAAAUACUACCGCAGAACAUAGGUUUUAUAAUGGCAGUGACAUUGAAGAGGAAUAUGAAAAGCAUCUCUUGCACCAGCCGACUCUGUAUUCUUUAUCAACGGAAUUCGAGUGCCUCCCUUGUGCUGAGGGCUGUGAGGCAUGUAUGGAUGGUUCACCUUGCGUCGCCGCAUUAAACUGGGUUGUCAGAAGCUCCAUAUUUGCGUUGGCGUGUUUUGUUAUAUCAUGUCUGCCCUUUAUCGUAUAUUUCACAAUCAAGUACGGACAUGUUAGAGUCGUUCGUGCCGCCAGUCCCGCUCUACUCAGAGUAAUUGUGCUUGGGGCCCUCCUUAUCUACUGUACUACACUAGUAAUGUAUGGAAGACCAACGGUUUUUACCUGCACAGCGAGGGUUUGGUUGCGAGAAGUCGGCUUUUGUCUCACUUACGGAGCUUUGAUGUUGAAGACUUGGAGAAUAUCAGUGAUCUUUCAAGUAAGAUCAGCUAAAGCAGUAAAAAUAUCAGAUAUGUAUCUCCUACGGCGCAUUGGAAUCAUCGUUGGGGUCGCCUGCGUAUUACUUUCUAUUCGGACGUUAGUCGCACCACCAGCCGUCAUCGUCGGCCGCACUAAAGAAGACCUCAAAGCAUACUUAUGCAACACAGAUUGGUGGGACCACUCAUUCACAACGCUUGAAGUCAUUUUCUUAAUGUGGGGUAUCCGGCUAUGCAUUAUGGUUCGAAAGGCGCCUUCGGAGUUCAAUGAGAGCCGUUUCAUAUCCAUGGCCAUUUAUAACGAGUUUUUGUUAUCGGGUUUUCUAAAUAUAUCAAUGUUAUUUUUGCAGUCGCCAGCGAAUCCGGACCUCCUCUAUAUAAUAUUUUUCUGUCACACACAGCUUACCGUAACUUUGCUUUUGUGCUUCAUCUUCGGGAGUAAGGCAUAUAUGGUUUUUAGGGGACAUGGAAAAGAUGAAAAGGAGAAGGCGGGCAAAUUCCGAUCGAGGCCUGCUGACUCCACAUACACGAUGACAACAAACAACACCCACUUUUGUGAUAAUAUGUCCGAAAGAGAAUUGGAGGAGGAAUUCAAGAAGUUACGCAAUCAACUGGACAAGUUACGGGAACGUUGCGGGUCCACCUCCAAUAUAGCGAGAUGUAUCAAUGAGAUGCAAGAAGCUGCACUAAUGCACGAACAUAAGACAAACGUGUCAGAACAUUCAGCACCACUUAGAUUGAACACAGUUUUUAAUGCUGUCGCGGGUCGACUUAUGUGCUCUGUUACACCGGGAGAAGAGUCUACCAGCAGUGGUAGAGAUGUACCAUUUGAAGCUCCACCAGCAUAUAGACACAAACCAUUUACACCUAUAAAGAGUGGCGAAACUAGCAAUGCUGAACAAAGUCAAACAGACGUCACGACUGAUUCCCCGAAAAGAAAAGAAACUCAGGAAACUAAAGACGAAAAACAAAAUGGUGUUUUCAAAAUAUCCGGUGAAGCCAACUGCAGUGAUGUACGUCCUCCAGAGGUUACAAAUAGGAACGUGCCAAGUACUAGUGACAGAAGUGAAGCAAGGUCUAGUCCCAGUAGUUCAGAAACUGUCAAGGGCGGGGUAAGAUCAGGUCACGCGAGGACUCAUGCGAUAGUUAUUAAUUUGGACGACAAAAGUCGUUUCACUGAAGAAGUGACCGUGUAA
Messenger RNA from Parnassius apollo (apollo), 2871 nucleotides. Lineage: Eukaryota; Metazoa; Arthropoda; Insecta; Lepidoptera; Papilionidae. The record is from the annotation of a GenBank genome assembly.